This is a messenger RNA of Annulohypoxylon truncatum, 507 nucleotides long. RefSeq lists its product as uncharacterized. Lineage: Eukaryota; Fungi; Ascomycota; Sordariomycetes; Xylariales; Hypoxylaceae. The record is from RefSeq and is a predicted model, not a curated record. The transcript is spliced from 2 exons. The coding region runs from base 1 to 507 and encodes 168 amino acids.
AUGCCGCUUAAGCUCAUUGCAGCGACGGUACUGCUCUUCUUCACGACGAAAUGCCAAGCACAGAUUCAACUCCUUAACGUAUCUGCAGCUGAUAGGAAUACCUCAUCCACUUGUAUCGACGUUCUCAACCAACAAGUGACCUGCGAUAGAGCCCUCGUAUCUGCUGCAUUCGCGGUCCAAAGUGGUCCUGUAUAUGGCACUCCGUUGUUCUUGAAUUCUUCACAGUUGACGGAUCUGUGCACAACAACUUGUCAGUCGUCAUUAAAAAUUUGGGAAGGGAGGAUUGCUGGUGCAUGCGGUUCGACUCUAUAUAAGCAGCCUGAUGGCGGUAUGGCUAUACUAGCAGCCAUAGCUGAGAACUAUGUGGAAAUUUUUGACUCGAUCUGCUUGAAGAACGCAGAAGGGGCAUACUGCAACUCGGUGAUAGGGAACAUGCUAGAAAUAAAUCCAGUAAACCAGCAAAUUAACGGAUCUCAACAAACUAACGGAACUCCUGGCAAGUCAUAG